AUGGGAAACUGGUGUUCUUUGGCGAUCGUGGCGGGACCGUUGGACCAAGCUGCUCCUACUUUACAAGUUCAUGCCCAGAUCAUCGUCCAGGAUCACUUGGUGCUGAUGUCAGGGUAUAAACGAGGUGAGCCUCCGUCCCCAAAUCAGGACGUCUACGUUCUGCGGCUCGAACGUAAUCCAUGUUGGCGCAAGCCGGACGCCACCGGAUUCUUCCAUCCUGUCUACAUUCAUCCCUCUAACACCUGGGAGACUUCUUCUAAUUGGCGGACAGAACGGAGCAGUCACGGAUGCGAGACAGUCCCACAAACUGGCCCACAUCCUCCAUUAUUCGCUAGACGACCUGGAUUUCCAGUGGCACUGGGAGCAGUGCCCGGUGAGUUGUUGGCCCUGUUUUUUUACAAUACCGUACCAUCAAAGCUACAUAUUGACGACCACUACUCGGAGAUUCAAAAACUACUAUUCUCGAUUGCUGACGAGGCCAUGACCGAAAUUUCGGCGCUUUUGUAUGAAUGGAAAAACCGAAUCGACGACUACGAGUGGAAACGGGGUGACGAGGAACGCAUCGCACCUGUGGAUAUGGAAAUGUUCGAUCUGCACCGUGUCAUUCUCCGCCGCCACGACCUGGCACUAGAGAUCCAAGGACUGCAGAGGAUGCUCUAUAAAGUACACUACGCCGCUAACCAGCCAGACGAUAGAAGAGUCGAUAUCGCUGGGGUUGCCACUUCAGCACCCUUAAUGAUCAAAUUCCUCCGGCCGGAACAGGACACAACACUUGAGCCGGCCGAUCGUAUGGAUGUUUUGGAGACGAUUAUGGCCAGGGCUCGGCUGCGGGUCCUCCGCUUCUACGAGCCUCACCUCCUACCCUCCCACCAAAACCCGGCCGCUGGCCUGUUCCGAGUUGGCCAGCGACGCUAUGUACUGUACACGGCUGAUUUGACGUGCUCUGAUGCUGCCAUUACCAAAAUAGACUUCGAAGAGCACCGUGAAUGGUAUGGUGCCUGCCCAAAGUUGAGCCAGAAGCCGGCGGUGAUUGCGGGCAAUGGCCAGCUCUUCGUGGAUCCGGGUGUCGGCCGAGGUAGCUACACUCUGACUCCGAAAAUCCCGUACAAACCC
This is a messenger RNA of Mesorhabditis spiculigera, 1113 nucleotides long. NCBI's taxonomy places the organism in Eukaryota, Metazoa, Nematoda, Chromadorea, Rhabditida, Rhabditidae. The record is from the annotation of a GenBank genome assembly.